AUGCGCUUGGAGCCGCUGGCCCUGGCGGCUGCGGCCGCGGCCUUUGUCAUCGUGCCCAAGCUUUCCGACGCCGAGGAGGCCCUGUUCAAGGCGCUUCCUGUGCCCGACGACGCUGCUGCUGCUGCUGCUGCUGGUUUGGCCGCGCCCCGCCUCGUAUCUGUGCCGUGCAAGCAGUGCGCAGGCAGAGACGGCAGGCUGCAGCUCAAGGUCGGCGUCGUCGACGACGCGAGGCUGCUCGUCAAUGGGUUCCAGGUAUACCCCGACGCGGCGGAUGCUUGGCACGGCGGCUUCUUGUCCGCCGUGGUGGAAGCGGCCGACCGCGAGGCGCGCGAGGAGCGGCUGGGCUACGCCUUGACCGUUGCGCCGGAAGAGGUGGGCAGGGGCGGAGACGGCUCGUCGCCGGUUCGGCUUCUCCGCGUUGAGCUGAGGGUGGUGGAGGUCGGGGGUCGGUUUGUCGACGGCGUGCCGGCCGUCCGGGUGAAGCUGCUCAAGGCUCCCUCGGGCGAGAUUGCCGUCGUGGGCGUGGAGACGAUUGCCACGGCGGGUUCGGGGUGCCGGUCGCCGGCCUGUUUCGUCAAGGCAGUCUUGGCUGAUGCUUUCAAAUCGGUCAAGGGGCUGCGGCCGUUCAAGAGCUGCCACGGCCGCUUAUCACACGGCCUACCAUUUCACGGCCUGCCGUCUCACGGCCUCCCAUCUCACGGCCUGGCCAGGCCUCAGCACGAAGCGCAUCCAAACCACCCUCAGGCGCCAGCACACGACCCGGCCAAGGCGCCGUUCCUUUCCAAAGGCCGGCCUCACGCCCACCACUACCCCGAACACGGCCACGAGUGGGGGCGACUUAUAACCAACGUCACGCAGGUCCUUUUGCCCAUUCUCAUCGGCAUCACUGCCGGCGUCGGCGUGGCUCUGCUUGCCAUGGCCAUCUGCGGCUGCUUCUUUCGACUCUCGGCCGCGAUGCGUGGCGACGGCGAGGCCGGGGCUGCUUCAUGCCCGGGCAGCGAACGACGGGCCGCGCCAACUGCGCACGAGGAGGCGUUGGCUGCUGAAAAGGUUGGGCUGACGCGGCAAGACGCGGAGGUUGCUCCGUACAAGGACGAAGCCAGAGGGGAUGAGGAAUGA
This is a messenger RNA of Ustilaginoidea virens, 1119 nucleotides long. RefSeq lists its product as uncharacterized. The record is from RefSeq and is a predicted model, not a curated record. NCBI's taxonomy places the organism in Eukaryota, Fungi, Ascomycota, Sordariomycetes, Hypocreales, Clavicipitaceae. The coding region runs from base 1 to 1119 and encodes 372 amino acids. The transcript is spliced from 2 exons.